AUGGAGUUUAAUGAAACGAUUUGCGAGAUCGAAUGGCGGCAACAUUUGUAUUUGUUGCGAAUCAAAUUUUUCCUGAAAUUCGUAACAAAUUCGGAUUCGUCAGAUUCGAUUUGCUCAUCCCUACCAGUCUUUAAGAAUGGAAAAAAAGCACAUAACAAGCUUCUUGUGAUUUCGUUUGAUGGAUUUCGAUGGAAUUAUGAUCAAGAUGUUGAUACUCCACUCCUGGACUACUUGGCGGAGACUGGUGUGAAGGCAAAAUAUAUCACCCCACCUUUUGUGACAAUGACGUCUCCUUCUCACUUCACCACAAUCACUGGACGAUGGGUUGAAGAUCAUGGCGUUAUCCACAAUUUGAUGUUUAAUACGGAGACGCUGCAGAAGAUGUCUUUCAAAAAAACACAAAAUAUGUCAGAAUGGUGGGACAAUGGAGCGCUUCCGCUAUGGAUCACUGCACAGAAUCAGGGCUUAAAGGCUGGUUCCCUUCACUAUCCAGGAGGAAAUGCUAACUACAGUGGUAAAACAGUUAAUAAAGCGCUGGCAGAGUUAUCCGACCAUCCUGACAGUGACGAGAAUGAGUGGAGAGAUAACAUAGAUAUUGUUAUGAAAUGGUUCAAUGAAGAUGGUUUGGACUUUGUUACACUCUACUAUGGAGAACCAGAUAAAACCGGACACUUAUAUGGUCCAGAAACUGAACAGAGAAAAACAAUUAUUAAACAAAUAGACAGAACUAUUGCAUAUCUCUUAGAAGCAAUUGAAAAAAACAAGCUCAAAGAUAAAUUAAAUGUGAUCAUUACAUCUGACCACGGCAUGACCACAGUCAAGAAAGCACCUGCUGUAAAUGAAAUUAGACUGUCAGAUUUCAUUUCCUUUAAAGACACGGUUAAGUUUGACAUCCUGGACUAUGGUGGUUUUGGAAUGAUUGUACCAAAAGAAGGCAAGGAAGAAGAAGUAUAUCAGGCUCUUAUUACGGCUCACCCUAAUUUAAAGGUGUAUAGAAAGCAGGAAUUUCCUGAACAUCUCCACUAUUCUAAACAUGAAAGGAUUUUGCCCCUUUUGCUUUACGGAGAUCUGGGCUACAGUGUAAAUGGGCGAUUUAUAUUAUAUGUUAACAAGGGAGAUCAUGGAUUUGACAACAAUGAAAUGGACAUGAAGAUGAUAUUUCGUGCCUUUGGUCCAGAUUUUAAAAAGAAUUACACUGCAGAACCGUUCGAUAGCAUUCAAAUAUACCCCCUAAUGUGCAAACUCUUGGGUGUCAUUCCAGAGCCACACAAUGGUUCUAUUACAGUUACUCAAGAUAUGAUUUCAACUAUAGCAGAAGAGCCUGGUGAGCCCAAUGACAACAAUCUAAAUACUGAUGCAAUGUCUGUGGCAGUGAUCGUACUUUCUUCAGUAUGUGGAGUGCUUGUGCUGAUUUUCCUAUUAUAUGUGCCAUACACAGCUGUGAAGAGGAAGAAAGGAGAAAAGAAAGAAAGAAAAGAGAAAAGACAUGAAGAUGACAUUAAAGAAGACAAAGAACCACAGACUUCACUGUAGAUUAUUGGGAAUUCUUAAUUCUUUUAUGAAAUGCAAGAUCAGUUGCAU
Molecule: messenger RNA, 1581 nt
Organism: Hyla sarda
Lineage: Eukaryota; Metazoa; Chordata; Amphibia; Anura; Hylidae
Product: ectonucleotide pyrophosphatase/phosphodiesterase family member 7-like
Exons: 7
Coding region: 1-1533 (510 amino acids)
Source: RefSeq, a predicted model, not a curated record